Molecule: messenger RNA, 765 nt
Organism: Leishmania braziliensis MHOM/BR/75/M2904
Lineage: Eukaryota; Euglenozoa; Kinetoplastea; Trypanosomatida; Trypanosomatidae
Exons: 1
Coding region: 1-765 (254 amino acids)
Source: RefSeq, a predicted model, not a curated record
AUGUUUCGCCUUUCCCUAUUGCACCGUUGCCUGCCCAUCGGCGUUGCCUGCCGCACCCUCGGCUUUCAGGCGCCACCCACAAACAAGCACGACCUCAAGAAGAAGUUCGUGCAGCUCACAAAGGAGAAUCACCCAGACCUGCACGCCGAUGAUGAGAAGGCUGCGACGGCACGAAUGGUUCAACUGACGGAAGCCUACACCUCCCUGAAAAAGCUGCUCGAGCACCGAGUGCAAUAUCGGCAAGGCGCUAACCUCGGCCAGCACCGCCAGGGUCCCUCCAGCGCAGUUGCGAACAGUGAGAGCGGCACGGCAGCGCGUCCGCACGAAGAUGAGUGGGCAGAGGUGGCGACUAGCUUCCACGCACCGGGCUCAUCGAUAAGCCUGCGUGGCGUUACGCUGCCGUGGCAACGCGCCGCCAGCAACACGGUGAUAUCCUCAAUGGAGUCGAAGUUGCGGGAGCCAAGCGUGUCCUUCCAUGAAUUCGUGCGCUACGCGCGGCACUUCGAAAAGCACCGGCAGAAGCGGGAGGAACGCAUCCGGGAAGAUGCGGCCACAGCAGACGGCACGCACGGCUUCACGGCGGAGUAUUUCGAGAGCGUGCAGAAGAACAGAGCUGCCAGGCGUGGGACGGAGCGUCGUGGCCUGCCCUCGACGCACCUCAUGGCCCUAGGCGCCUUCUACUAUGGCUAUCGACUACGCAACGCCAUCGCACAGGCACCACGGACUGCAUGGCGCACGCUUCACUAUGUCUUUCUCGGCCACUGA